AUGCCCAGGGAGAUUAUUACGAUCCAGGCCGGGCAGUGCGGCAACAGCAGUCAGUUCAAUCCCUCCCCCGCUACCGUCCCCAUCAGCUACAGACCACAUCUACCAACCUCUACAAUGCUUGGAAGUCAAUUCUGGCAGCAGCUUUGCCAGGAACACGGCAUCAGCCAAGACGGAAACCUCGAAGACUUUGCGACCGAGGGUGGUGAUCGAAAAGAUGUAUUCUACUACCAGAGUGACGACACGCGGUACAUUCCUCGAGCUAUCCUUAUAGAUCUGGAACCUAGGGUCAUCAACGGUAUUCAAACAGGGCCAUACAAAAACAUUUACAACCCCGAGAAUUUCUACGUUGGCAAAGAUGGUGUGGGUGCUGCCAACAACUGGGGUGAUGGUUACCAGAGUGGUGAGGCCGUGUAUGAGGACAUCAUGGAGAUGAUUGACCGGGAAGCUGAUGGUAGUGACUCUCUCGAGGGGUUCAUGAUGCUGCACUCAAUUGCUGGCGGAACAGGAUCAGGUCUUGGUUCAUUCCUCCUUGAGAGGCUCAACGAUCGAUUCCCCAAAAAGAUUAUACAAACAUACUCAGUCUUUCCGGACACGACGAACGCAGGCGAUGUCGUUGUACAUCCUUACAACAGUAUCCUAUCUAUGCGCAGAUUGGUCCAAAAUGCUGAUUCAGUCGUUGUGCUGGAUAACGGUGCUCUGUCUCACAUUGCUGCUGAUAGAUUGCAUGUCCAGGAGCCGUCUUUCCAACAAACGAACCAACUGGUUGCUACUGUAAUGUCGGCCAGUACAACAACUCUGCGAUACCCUGGCUACAUGCACAACGAUCUUGUUAGCAUUCUAGCAUCUCUUAUCCCAACCCCCAGAUGUCAUUUCCUUAUGACUGCCUACACACCAUUUACUGGUGAUCAGGUUGAGCAAGCCAAGACGGUCCGCAAGACCACAGUGCUCGACGUGAUGCGACGGCUGCUUCAGCCAAAGAACCGCAUGGUGUCGACGGUUCCUGGCAAGAAGAGCUGUUACAUCUCUAUUCUCAAUGUCAUUCAGGGUGAGGUUGACCCAACGGAUGUUCACAAGAGUCUGCUUCGUAUUCGUGAACGUCGUUUGGCUACAUUUAUCCCUUGGGGACCUGCGAGUAUUCAGGUAGCUUUGACGAAGAGAAGUCCAUAUAUUCCCAUGAGUCAUCGUGUAAGCGGUCUCAUGCUCGCCAACCAUACAAGCAUCGCAACACUUUUCAAGAGAAUCUUAAGACAAUACGACGGGAUGCGCAAGCGCAAUGCUUUCAUGGAAGGUUACAAGAAGACAGCACCAUUCUCUGAGAAUCUCAACGAAUUUGACGAGGCACGGCAAGUGGUUGCAGACUUAAUUGGCGAAUACGAAGCCGCUGAGGAUGCAGACUACCUCAACCCAGACGCAGGGGAGAAGCCUACGUCUAUAGAGACAGAUCGACGAGUAGCGUAA
Fusarium venenatum is the source of this 1458-nucleotide messenger RNA. NCBI's taxonomy places the organism in Eukaryota, Fungi, Ascomycota, Sordariomycetes, Hypocreales, Nectriaceae. The record is from RefSeq and is a predicted model, not a curated record.